AUGGAUUGGGACAAACAGACUAUUAUCGGAACUUCUGUUAAGCUAGAGAAACAAUAUCUACGACUAACUUCGGCGCCUGAUCCUUCUACAGUUCGCCCACUGCCAAUUUUAAAACAAACAUUGGAAUUACUAAAAGACAAAUGGAAAGCAGAGCAAAAUUACACUUAUAUUUGUGACCAGUUCAAGUCGAUGCGCCAGGACUUAACAGUUCAACGGAUAAGAGAUGAAUUCACGGUCCAAGUAUAUGAGAUACAUGCUCGUAUCGCGCUCGAAAAGGGAGAUUUAGGCGAGUACAACCAGUGUCAAUCACAACUAAAACAGUUGUAUAUGCUUGGAAUUCCUGGGAAUGUGAUGGAGUUUACAGCCUACCGUAUUCUGUAUUUCCUUCACACUCAAAAUUGGUCUGACAUCAACUCUAUUAUGGCCGAGGUGACACCUGAACAAAAGAGGGAUGAAGCAGUGCAACAUGCAUUACAAGUCCGUUCCUGUCUUGCCACUUCGAACUAUCAUCGUUUCUUUAGGCUUUACACUAGUGCUCCCAACAUGGGGGGUUAUCUUAUGGAUCAGUUUAUCGAACGUGAAAGAGUGCAAGCAUUGAUUAUCUUGUGCAAAGCAUGUCGUCCUGAUCUUCCCUUGUCAUUUAUUCAAACUGAACUGGCAUUUGAAGAUCACGAACAGUUGAUUAAAUUUUUGAUGAGCCAAAAUGCCCACCAUUUAAGACCAGAUCCUAACUUACUUGACACAAAGGCCGCUUGUUUGGUCCUUCUAGAGAGUGCAAAGAGGUACAAGAAGAUCGACAUCAAGGGGCAAAUGUGA
This is a messenger RNA of Phycomyces blakesleeanus NRRL 1555(-), 816 nucleotides long. RefSeq lists its product as hypothetical. Lineage: Eukaryota; Fungi; Mucoromycota; Mucoromycetes; Mucorales; Phycomycetaceae. The transcript has 6 exons. The record is from RefSeq and is a predicted model, not a curated record. Bases 1 to 816 code for a protein of 271 amino acids. Gene Ontology annotation, cellular component: nucleus.